Messenger RNA from Sebastes umbrosus (honeycomb rockfish), 1370 nucleotides. RefSeq names its product RIIa domain-containing protein 1 (gene riiad1). The record is from RefSeq and is a predicted model, not a curated record. The coding region runs from base 108 to 377 and encodes 89 amino acids. The transcript has 4 exons. NCBI's taxonomy places the organism in Eukaryota, Metazoa, Chordata, Actinopteri, Perciformes, Sebastidae.
AGCAACGGUUGCUAACUAGACUGAAGCAGCAGCAGCUGUGUCAGUAACAACAGGUGACCAUCUUUGUUGCGUUUAACCAACAACUAGACGAACAUUUUGUAGGAAUUAUGGCUGGAAAAGGUGGUUUGGCGAAACUGCACCUCGGUGUAUUAACUGCCGAGCAGCAAGAGAGGCUGCGACAGUUCAAGGUCAACACGAGAAUCAACAACGAGAAGUAUCUGAUAUCACAUCCAGAAGUAGAGGUGUUGAUAGGCAACUUUAUGAGAGAUGUGCUUUUUAAAAGGCCGGCUGACAUCCGUGAGUUUGCUGCAGAUCACUUCACCAACCCGAACCUUCAUGAGGUUAUUGGCUCCAAAAUGGAGGGAAACAUGGAGUGAAACACACAGUCCCGUUGCUUCUCCUUUGUGUCUUUCUCUGUACUCUAUUUUAGCAAUAACAAAGACAUGAAUACGUUUGCGUCAAUCAACUAAUUCUUCAGUUUGUAGCGUUAUUUUCAGAUUUUCUAUCAUACACAGGCAGGAAGCCAGCUAAUAGGGGAGAUGGUAACGGCCGUUCCUAAUAAGUGUAAUUAAAGGGUUAAUGAGAAGAGGAUGUCCUGUGGGUAUUACAUACUGUGUUGUUUGUCACAUCAUGUCUUCACAUAACCAACAUGAUCGUGACGAGGCAUUCUGCAGGCUGGAGUUUGUGUUUACUGCUUGCGACUACCUUUUCCACCAGAACCAUCAGUCUUUGUGGUCUGCAUUGUGGCCCCACAGUUGUUGAGAGGACAUAUUGCAUUGAUCUGGAUAUGGACCAGUCAAAAUGUAUCAUUUAUUUACUCCACUCAUGUAUUACACGAAGAUGCUGCAAACUGUUUGUUUUCUCUUGUGUUAUUUUGUCAUCUCUUCCUUUUUAAUAUACAUCUUUUUUGUGCCAUGAAACAUUGGAUUCAUAUUUGUGUGUAUAGAAGUGAACAUUUCAUAGAGAAUUUCCAGAGAUAAAUGUGGGGUUUUCCCAUUGAACUCUGUUUUUGUUGGCUUUAGCAUCUAACCGCCAUUACACCUGCACCUUAACCUACCUCUGCAGUGGCCUUAACAUUGAUAUGUGCUGCUCGGUAUCACCGCUCAGUGUUCAGGAGCUGCUGUUUUGUGUUUGCCCGCGUUCUCCACGGAGAGCGUGAAUAGAGCUUUUAUUGUGUAGUUAUCUUUCUUUGUUUGUUAGUUUGUUUUUGGCUGCGUCAUUUUAUUUGGAUAAUGCAGCUCUGUAUUUGGUUGUGGUGUGUCUAUUUUAUCAGCCCAUCCAUCUUUUCAAGCUUUAAUUUGAAAUGAUGUAUGAUCUGAUGAAUAAUCAUCUUGUUAUACAACCUCAAAAAUAAAUGUACAACUGCUCCU